UUUUGGGAGUAAUGCUACUACUUUUUGUCAUAAGUAUCACUGGCUUUUUCAUCAUGUGGUUUACAGAGUACUACAACAACACAAUGCUUUCGCAAAUAGUUUUAAAAAAUAAUUCUGAGAUAGCGCGAAAUUGGAUGGAUCCAGAUCCUAAAUAUGACACACUAUUGAAAGUACACAUAUUCAACUACACAAAUAUUGAUAACUAUUUGGCUGGAAUCGAUGAUAAAAUUAAAGUGGAGGACAUAGGGCCUCUAACGUAUAAAGAACAUACAACUAAAGUUGAUGUUUCAUUUAAUCAAAAUUACACCGUCACCUUCAGGGAUCAUAGGUCGUAUGAGUUUCUGCCUGAGAAAUCUAGUUGCGGAGAAUUCGACAUAUUUGUUCUUCCAAAUGUGCCCCUCAUAAGCGCGUCUACCAAAUUGGAAAACAUGAAUAUGUUUAAGAAAAUUUUUGCAGUAAAAUUAAUUAAUGGACUUAAUGAAAACGCCUUCAAGCCACUUACCGCACAUGAUUUUUUAUGGGGAUAUCGUGAUCGAAUAGUUUCUAUGGAUUUUGGAACGGGCUCCACACACUUUGGUUUGUUAAUGAAUCGAAAUGGUACAAGCGUUGAUUCCUUACAAAUAAAUACGGGCGAAGAUAAUAUUCGCAAAUUCAGCAUCAUAACCCAAUUUAAUGGAAAACCACUUUUGGAUUUUUGGAGCGAAGAAGAAUGCAACCGCAUUGAUGGCUCGGACGCUUCGAUGUUUCCUCCGCAUAUCUUAGAUAAUAGAGACGAUUUACAAGUUUUUCUACAAGUACUUUGCAGAAAAAUACCAUUACAUUUUGAGAAGGAAGUUACGAUUUUUAACAACAUUGAUGCAUUACGUUAUCGCACCACAUUGAAUGUGUUUUCUAGCCCGGAUGAAAAUCCAUUGAACGCAUGUUAUUGUCGUAAUACUCAAGUUUGCUUACCCAGUGGAGUAAUUAAUGCUACAAAGUGCUACAACGGAGCUCCAAUAUUUCCCUCUUUUCCCCAUUUCUUUUCCGGUAAUCCCGAUAUUUAUAAGGACUUUGAAGGAAUCAAGCCUAUACAGGAACUACAUCAAACCUAUGCGGAUAUUCACCCACGAUUUGCAUUUCCAAUAAGUGGAGCAUCCCGAAUACAAAUAAACAUUGCAGUUCAUAAGGGACCGAUUUUAAAAAAUAAAAUUGAUCGAAUAAAGGUGUCAACUAUCUUACCGCUGAUAUGGAUUGAAAUAACGUCAGGUGACUUCACCGAUGAAAUAAUUGAAAAUCUUUAUAUAAGUACAUUUGGUUUGAACGCAAUACAAUAUGCACUGAAAUAUGGAACACUAUUUGCUUGUAUAAUUUCAUUUGCACUCAUCGUUGGUGGAUUUUAUAAUCUAACACAAAAGCGGAGGCAGCACCCGGUACCGAUUCAAAGUAAAAACGAUGCCUAAAAUAUACAUUAGACCGCGUCAAAAAAAAAUCCUGCAAUGCGACCGGCAUAAGACUCAAAUUUUUGAAUUUGGUAUAGUAAUGAUCCUCUAUGAAUCUCCGCUCUUUAGGACCAUUCUAAGAGGCCCCAGGUCGAUUCUUUAGUUUGCCCAUAGGAAUUACACGUAAGAAAAUGAGUUAUUUCCUUUUGAGGUCAAUAUAAUUUUCUGGGAUG
Messenger RNA from Rhagoletis pomonella (apple maggot), 1651 nucleotides. Its product is annotated as lysosome membrane protein 2. Gene Ontology annotation, cellular component: membrane; cytoplasm. The record is from RefSeq and is a predicted model, not a curated record. Gene Ontology annotation, molecular function: scavenger receptor activity. Lineage: Eukaryota; Metazoa; Arthropoda; Insecta; Diptera; Tephritidae.